AUGCAGCUCGUCAACGCAAAAAAGAUCCACAAGAUCGAGGAUCUUGGCGAGGACUCGGUCCAGCUCCUGCCCACCGACCCCGAGGACAUGUGGCACGCCAACAACCUCAUCGCUCCCGACGACGUUGUCCGCGCCCACGCCAUCCGCAAAGUCGCAAAGGAGUCGGCCACCGGCUCCUCCGCCACCGAGCGUGUCCACACCGACCUAACCAUCACGGUCACCUCCAUCUUCUUCGACCCCGCCGCCUCCUCCCUGCACGUCAGCGGCCGCGUGGCCAGCGACAACGCCUUUGUCAGCCGCGGCCAGUACCACACCCUCGACCUCGAGCUCAACCGGCCCUUCACCCUGUGGAAGAGGCACGGCUGGGACUCGGUCGCCGUCCAGACCCUGCGCGAUGCCCUCAACCAGGACAGGGACGGCGCUACCCUGAUCAAGUCGCGUGUCCAGAGCGCCCUGCGCGGCAAGGCCUCCGCCUCCUCCAAGGACGACAAGGGCAUGCGCAGGUUCUUCGAAAAGACCCUCGCCACCCUCCUGCGCGCCAUCGACUUCUCCCAGCCCCGCCCGCUGCUGAUCGCGAGCCCCGGCUAUGUCGCCAACAACUUCAGGCAGUAUGUGCUGGAGGAGGGAGCGCGCCUGGCCGACAAGAAGCUCCUGGCCCUGGGGAGGAACGCCGUCGUCACCCACGCCAGCAGCGGCAACGUCUACUCGCUCAACGAGAUCCUCAAGAGCAAGGAGGUGCUGGGGCUGAUGAAGGAGCGCAAGUCGGCCUCGGAGACCAAAUUCCUGGACGAGCUUGGCGAGAGGCUGCGCAAGGAUGACGGCAGGGCGUGGUACGGCAUCCGACCCGUCGACAGGGCCGUCAUGGAGGGGGCCGUCGGCCGGGGUGGCGGCGUCCUGCUCGUCAACAACGACCUCUUCCGGAGCCAGGACAUUGCCACGAGGAAGCGCUACGUCGCCAUGGUCGACAAGGUCAAGGAGGACGGGGGCGAGGCCAGGGUGCUGAGCAGCGAUCACGAGAGCGGGCAGAGGCUGGCAAGCUUGGGCGGCAUCGCCGCCAUCCUGACGUAUCCAAUGCUCGACCUGGACGAGUCGGAUGACGAGGAUGGGGGCGGUGGGGCAGAGGACGGCGACAUGAUCAUAUGA
This is a messenger RNA of Diaporthe citri, 1143 nucleotides long. RefSeq lists its product as uncharacterized. Lineage: Eukaryota; Fungi; Ascomycota; Sordariomycetes; Diaporthales; Diaporthaceae. The transcript is spliced from 2 exons. The record is from RefSeq and is a predicted model, not a curated record. Gene Ontology annotation, cellular component: cytoplasm. The coding region runs from base 1 to 1143 and encodes 380 amino acids. Gene Ontology annotation, biological process: nuclear-transcribed mRNA catabolic process, non-stop decay; ribosome disassembly; nonfunctional rRNA decay.